Molecule: messenger RNA, 883 nt
Organism: Puma concolor (puma)
Lineage: Eukaryota; Metazoa; Chordata; Mammalia; Carnivora; Felidae
Gene: CBR3
Product: carbonyl reductase 3
Molecular function (GO): carbonyl reductase (NADPH) activity
Source: RefSeq, a predicted model, not a curated record
AUGUCGUCCUGCAGCCGCGUGGCGCUGGUGACCGGGGCCAACAAAGGCAUCGGCUUCGCCAUCGCGCGCGACCUGUGCCGGCAAUUUUCGGGGGACGUGGUGCUCACGGCGCGGGACGCGGCGCGGGGCCGGGCAGCAGUGCAGCAGCUCCAGGCCGAGGGCCUGAGCCCCCGCUUCCACCUGCUGGACAUCGACGACCUGCAGAGCAUCCGCGCCCUGCGCGACUUCCUGCGCAAGGAGUACGGGGGCCUCAACGUGCUGGUCAACAACGCGGGCAUAGCCUUCCAGCCUGAUGAUCCAACACCCUUUGACAUUCGAGCUGAGAUAACACUGAAGACAAACUUUUUUGCCACAAGGAAUGUCUGCAUAGAAUUACUGCCAAUAAUAAAACCUCAUGGCAGGGUGGUGAAUAUCAGCAGUUUAGAGGGCUCCAAAGCUCUUGAAAAUUGCAGCCCAGAUCUACAGAAGAAGUUCCGAUGCGAGACACUCACAGAAGGGGACCUGGUGGACCUCAUGAAAAAGUUUGUGGAGGAUGCAAACAAUGAAGUGCACGAGAGGGAAGGCUGGCCCAACUCGGCUUAUGGGGUGUCCAAGCUGGGGGUCACGGUCUUAUCAAGGAUCUUGGCCCGGCGUCUGGAUGAGAAGAGAAAAGCGGACAGGAUUCUGCUGAACGCUUGCUGCCCGGGGUGGGUAAAAACGGACCUGGGUGGGCCUUGUGGCCCCAGGACUGUGGAGGAGGGAGCUGAGACCCCUGUCUACUUGGCCCUCCUGCCUCCAGAUGCUACCGAGCCUCAUGGCCAGCUAGUCCAUGACAAAGUCGUCCAAAACUGGUGAAUGUCUGCUUUGGUGCUUAAUGCUUAAUAAACAUUUGUGGAGUGAAUGA